AAAUGUAGUCCUCCACAUUCGCUCUGUUUUGUUUAUAUGUUCUUGCAAGGUUAAAAAUGGUACGUUCACAGUCCUGGCCCAUAGCUCAGCGCUGUUGUUUAUGUAGUCACCAUGCCCAUAGCGACCAAGCGCUGCAGUGCUUGCGUGGCAAGUCAGACCCGCUGCCCGAAUUGGAUGCCUGUCUCGCGUGCCGUCUCGCCCCCUCCCCUUCCCUGUCUGUGACCGAUUGUCGUUCCGCAGCAGCAGCCCCGGCGGCCCGGUCGGCGCCGGCCGCUCGACCUGCAGCGCCUCGCGCGGCUCCUGCCGCCAGGUCAGCCGCCGGAGACAGCCGACAGGCCGAGGUGGACGAGCUGACGACACAAGUCCAGACGAUGCAACUGACCUUGGAGGACUUGGAAAAGGAGCGAGACUUUUACUUCGGCAAGCUGAGGGACAUUGAAGUCAUCUGCCAAGAGGAAGAAGGCACCAACAGCGACCUCAUCCAGAGGAUCCUCGCCAUAUUGUACGCCACAGCGGACGGUUUCGCCGUGCCAGACGACGAGGAGGAGGUCCCGCCACCUCCAGGCGACGACGAAUACUAGUCGACCGCCGACCGCCGCUGCAUUCCAAAGGGCCGGUUCAGCAUGAGAGCUCAGCUCAACCGGACUGCCCGAUAGCUCCUCUCCGACUGAGGAGCGUGUUCAACUCUGCGCUCUGCCCGGAGACGUCACUCCAUGCUGCCCCGCAGAGCUCCGAUCUGAGCCGGCCGGCCGUCUCGCGCUCGGCGCCAUUCCAGUGCGGGCCGCCCGGUGUCGCCGUCCGCUGUCCGCCUGCCUCAGCGGCUAACCCGCUAACACCGCUCACCGACGGUGGCCCGGCCCAGCCGCCGCCGCCCAGAGGACGAUAUUACCGCGGUCACCUGCCGUUACCGCGCGCGUGUGUGUUUGUGGUUGUGAGGUUGCGCCCGUCGCCGAGCCCGACCGGGCCGGCCGACGGGCGCCAUGUUGUGUCGGCCACCGUUUUACUGGCGGCGCUUUAAGCCUUCUAAUUUAAUUAUCGAAAUAUAUAAUUACAUUGUACA
Molecule: messenger RNA, 1060 nt
Organism: Amphibalanus amphitrite
Lineage: Eukaryota; Metazoa; Arthropoda; Thecostraca; Balanomorpha; Balanidae
Product: microtubule-associated protein RP/EB family member 1-like
Exons: 3
Coding region: 57-581 (174 amino acids)
Biological process (GO): spindle assembly; regulation of microtubule polymerization or depolymerization; protein localization to microtubule plus-end
Cellular component (GO): spindle midzone; cytoplasmic microtubule; microtubule organizing center
Molecular function (GO): microtubule plus-end binding
Source: RefSeq, a predicted model, not a curated record